Messenger RNA from Fomitiporia mediterranea MF3/22, 3722 nucleotides. RefSeq lists its product as uncharacterized. The coding region runs from base 124 to 3477 and encodes 1117 amino acids. The transcript has 5 exons. The record is from RefSeq and is a predicted model, not a curated record. NCBI's taxonomy places the organism in Eukaryota, Fungi, Basidiomycota, Agaricomycetes, Hymenochaetales, Hymenochaetaceae. Gene Ontology annotation, molecular function: protein binding.
ACAGCGUCUAAUUGACCACUCAGCCUUUGUCAUACAAACCGGCCAAAGGCCUCAUAAACGCUCAUCUAUAUUAUUGCUGAACGCUCCCAGCCCUCUUACAACCCACUCUCAUCUCGCACGACAAUGACUCUCACGCAGCACCCGAUCCACCCCCGCUCAGAUCCUAGGCUCGUCUCGCCAAAACCGACCGCCUCUGCACCCGCCAAUGUUACGAUAAGCCAUGUCCAACUGCGAGACCUCAUGGUCUGCCCCGCCGAACGUGGUGUGCUCUGGUAUGUUAGUGAACGGAGAAUAGUUGAGCAGGACAUGCUGUCGGAUUCUCCCUCGCGACAGCGGACACUUGCACUCUUGAAUUUCACUCCUGUUACUCUCUCAGCUUUACGAAUCGCACCCUCAUGUUCUUCGGGGAAAGACGUCAUUCUUCUUGCUGCAGGCGGACAAGAUGCUGAGCUCUUUCUUGCACUGUAUGUCUACACUCCAAGACGCAGACGAUAUCGUCACGUUCCGAAAUCUGAGGAACUCGAUGGGUCUUCUGAGCAAGGGUCUGGUACACUUCCACCUGGAGACGAAGCUCUAGCAGAUAUGGAUAUAGAGUCUGACUCGAGUGGAGAAGACGUCAAGGAAGCCGAAGAGCAUGCAUCGGGCUACUCGACGCCGUCCUGGCAACAUAUGUCCUCUCUCGUUGGUUCAAUCAACAACAAUGUACUACUCUAUUUACCACCCCCUCAAACUGAUUAUGGCUCAAACAAAGAUGUCACGAAAAAUCACGUAUCUCCGCGCCUGGUUGUGAGCAAUAACGACUGCACCGUCAAGUUCUUCGAUGUCUGUCUUUCUCGAAGGGGUCUUAGAAGAGGAUCUUCCCACCGCUUACCCCCUCCUCAAAACCCUGACUCACGAUUUUGGCGACAUGACUUUGGAACACGAACAGUAUGCGAAGGUGAAGGGUGGGGAGAGAAAGGUCAGGAGCGGAUUGUACGGUAUGAGCGUGUAGGCCUUCUAAGAUUACCCGUUCCUGUCAACCAUACUUCUAUUUCUCCUGAUGGUUCAACUGUCCUCUCAUGCGGAGACGCAUCGACGGUUUACCUUUAUCGCAUAUUACCCGUCCGCGACGGUUCAUCGCUCCUUUUCGAACCACUUGCAACAUAUAUAGUCCCUGUCCCCUCACCGUUACCCCCUCCCUCCGCUCAUUUGAAUCCGCAAUCACGAUCUCACAUCGCAGUUCGUUCAGGCUCUAGUCGACAUCGUGAUCCAGGUGGAGCGUAUCUUCCCUAUGCAUUUGUCAACGGUAAUUGGGUUGUCGCUGGUCCUCAUCCGUUCUACGGCGAUGUUUCAGGAGGUGUGGAGAUUCCACCUGCAUGCUUUACAACCGCAUGGAGUACAGACGGUAUGCGAUUUGCUGUAGCAAGCCAGGAAGGUUUGAUCCGUCUCUGGGACAUACGAAGCAAGGAGGCUAUUGCUGGUUGGGAAACAGGACCGAAAUGCACUGGGGAGGGAGGAGCAAUGAGUGCGGAUGCGCAGCGUGCUUGGUUUGACUUCUCUGGAGGAGCUCCGCCGUGGGGUAUACGGACAUUGAAAUUUGCUCGGAACGCUAGUGGUCGGGAACUGCUUGUUUUCACAGAGCAUAUAUCUCGUGUCCAUGUCAUUGAUGCAGAUACGUUUUUGACGCAUGAUAUACUGCGCAUCCCUCAUGUCCAACCAAGUCCUUCCGGCCCUCCAAUUCAUGAUGAUUCUCAUCUUCCCCCUUGGCUUGUCCCGCAGGCGGACCAACAUCAUUCAAUGGGAAGACGUGACUUACCACGCUGGGUACAAACCGCCGCGGACGAGAACCGAUCGCAAUUUAUGGCUUUGGCUGACGGCGGUAUAUAUGAUGCAGUAGAUGGAUCUGGACGUCGUUACGUUCCCAGUGGAAUUGGGGAGAGUGACUUUGAUUGGGAUUUGGAAGACAUGCUGCUUCUGGCCAGAGAAGACUUGCGCUCUGCGUCUCGGUCUCAUGGUGUGUCCGCGCCGCGCCGCAGACCUAGGGCCCUUUUGCCCGAAAUCAGAGAACCAGGCGGGGAGCCGAGCCGUGUGCUGAGUCCGAAUCUACCAUUCUCGCAAUCGCCUGAGCCGACAGCGAACAGGAGUUUUGCAGACCAAAUGUCUGCGGAGACCGAAGCCACAAACAGGGACAACUCGCAAAGAAACCCCGAGUUUGGGAGGUAUGCGACGAGGCACUCGGCGCUUGCUCAGCGGGCAAAUGAGCGUGUUCGGAUACGAGAACGAGAGCGUCGGGAGUUGCAGGAAGCAGCGGAGGAACGGAGACGGCGGAAUCCUUUGAGAGACGACGCUCAGAUGGAAGAGGAUAUCGUAUACCAUGCUGCACUUGAGCGGCGAACCCAGAGCGAGCGUGAGCACAUACUCGUCAUGCGAGAUAGGUUACGUGCCAUUGUGGACUUGCGACGAGAACGAUUAUCACGAGAUCGCUCAGAGCGUGAGCAAGAAAGCAGUAGUACCCGAGACGGAGUGUCGACGCCGUACGUUUCAAGACUGCUUGAAGACCUGAGAACGCGUUCGCCUGGUUCUAGUGAUCGGUCGCAUCGUACAGAAGAAGAUAGGGAUGCGAGGUCCGGACCUGUCCUUAUUCCUCGCCUUUCGAGCGAACGAUCUGAAGAUGAUGUACGUGAAGUCUUGGCAAUGCACGGGAUUCCGUCCGUCCGAGCGAGCGAGGAUGUGGACACAGUUAUGGAUGAACCACGAGAAGAACAGACAUUACCAAUUCCGAGCCUUCCGCGAGCUGAACAUCGCCGUCCUGUUUCCCCAUCAGCAUCGACGGUUUCCUCAGCAGCUGUCUCAGCUACGACCUCUACUGUUGCGCAAGCUGGAAGCGUACUUAACGGCGAACCUUCGAAUACAAAUAGGGAGCCAGGAUCUGACACACAUUCACUUCUAGCUCCAUCCAUUCGCAGCUUGCGAGCUGCUCGAGUGGCAGAAGACGACUGGAUACAGGUCGACGGAGACGAAAUGGACGUUGGAGAUGGUGAUGAUUCGGAGGCGACGGAGUUGGACUGCGCGGAGCCAAAUGUAACGACGAGCCAGCUUCCAGAGCCUGGGAGAUCUGCUUCGGUAGGACCGUCGUCCUUGCGGGUGAAUACGACUACUUCUUCGCCUGCGCCGUCACCUUCCACCGCUACGUCAACAACCAUGUCAAUACCGAACUCUUCCUCAUCUUCGUCUGCCUCAGCAGUGGCAGAACCAAAUCAGUCGAUGCCCUCAUUAUCAUCUUCCACCUCUUCUACUACAGUGGACGUGUCUUCUUCGCAUAACCACAGCCUUCCCCCAUGUCGCGACUUGAUUGAAUCGACUGAUCGACUGGACGUUGCGGGUAUCGCAUUCGACCCUAGGGGUGCGUACAUGUAUGUCGCAACCGUGGAUGGUAUCACAGAAUGGGAAGUAAAGGGUACUGAGGAGCGAUGGUGGAGCACCGCUGGAUGUUUGUGACGCUGACAGCGUUGCUUUCUUCUGGUGAACGAUGAAUGUAGGAUUUUUUACGUUUUUGUUUUUAUACUUGUGUUUCUUAUGAUUUUUGGCUGUGAAUUCCCCCCCCCCCCGGGCCCUGCGUCUCCUCUCCUCUCCUCUCUCCCGCCAUCAUGAAAUGCAAUGCUGAAUGAAUGAUUAAAUAAAUGUACCAUUAGAUUUUCUUUUUCUUUGUGUCAACAUGCAUUGUGUAGUUUGUUGUAUUUUUU